Molecule: messenger RNA, 2659 nt
Organism: Melospiza georgiana
Lineage: Eukaryota; Metazoa; Chordata; Aves; Passeriformes; Passerellidae
Gene: MYORG
Product: myogenesis regulating glycosidase (putative)
Exons: 2
Coding region: 295-2331 (678 amino acids)
Biological process (GO): skeletal muscle fiber development; carbohydrate metabolic process
Molecular function (GO): hydrolase activity, hydrolyzing O-glycosyl compounds
Source: RefSeq, a predicted model, not a curated record
CCCGCGGGCACCGGGAGCGCCGGCUCCGAGCCCCGGAGCGCCCCGAGCCGCGGAGAGGAUGGAGCUGCCGGGGCCGCGGAGAGGCAGCGCUGCUCCUCUCUCAUGGGCUUAAAAAGACAUCUGUGGUGGAGCCACGCGCAGGCAGGGAUCCCCAGGAAGCCAUGGCCAGAGAUGGGUGUUCUGGGACACGGUGGAGGUGGCAGCUCUCCUAACAAUCCGGUGUCUUCUCCUGACAACCCCAGGCGUGCUUCGUUCCCACUCCACUGGAGAGAGCUCUAGGGAAAGAGCAGCACCAUGUACACCUUCUUGCCAGAGAACUUCACGCCGGUGAAGCAAAAGCCUUCCAAGGAGCUGAGGCCCAUGCUGGGCGCCAUCCUGCUGGGCCUCAUGCUGUUCAUCGCUGCGGUGGUGGCCUGGUGCUACUACACGGUGUCCCUGCGGAAGGCGGAGCGGCUCAAGACGGAGCUGAUGGACCUGCGGGCGGACGGCUUCGUCAUCCGCAACCAGCACGGCGAGGUGGUGUUCCGGCUGGCCUUCCGCUCGGGCAGCCUGGACCUGGAGUCGUGCUCCAAGGAGGGCGAGAUCCUGAGCUGCUCGCGCUCCAGCCGGGGCCCGCUCAACUUCUUCAUCCAGACGGUGAAGCCCAAGGACACGGUGAUGUGCUACCGCGUGCGCUGGGAGGAGCUGGCGGCCGGCCCGGCCGUGGAGCACACCAUGUUCUGGGAGGACGCCCACUGGUACGGGGGCUCGGAGAUGAGCAUCCAGCACUGGCCCAUCCGCCUGGCCGGCUACCAGGAGCCCGUGCCCUACGUCACCAGCGACGUCUACUCCUUCCGCGACAGCUUUGGCGGCAUCCUCGAGCGCUACUGGCUCUCCUCCAAGGCGGCGGCCAUCAAGAUCAACGACUCCGUGCCCUUCCACCUGGGCUUCAACGCCACCGAGCGCGCCCUCUUCUUCCAGGCCCGCUACAAGGACUCGCCCUACAAGCCCCCGCCGGGCCAGCAGCCCUUCCCCGAGCUCAGCUACCGCGUCUGUGUGGGCUCCGACAUCACCUCCAUCCACAAGUACAUGGUGCGCAGGUACUUCAACAAGCCCUCCAAGAUCCCUGCUGAGAACGCCUUCCGCUACCCCAUAUGGUCCACAUGGGCUCUUUACAAGAAUGAUAUCGACCAGGAUAAACUCUUGCGGUUUGCUGAAAAGAUCAAGAAAUACCAUUUUAACUGCAGUCACAUAGAGAUUGAUGACAUGUACACCCAGGCCUAUGGAGACUUUGACUUUGACCCUGUCAAGUUCCCCAACGUAACAGAGAUGUUUGCAAAGCUGAGGGAAGAUGGCUUUAAGGUCACUCUGUGGACUCACCCUUUCAUAAACUACAAUUCCUCCAAUUUUGGUGUGGGGAUUGAGCGUCAGCUGUUCAUCAAGGAGCCCUCGGGGCGGCUGCCGGCCAUGGUGGAGUGGUGGAACGGCAUUGGGGCCAUCCUGGACUUCACCAACCCAGCAGCGCGUGACUGGUUCCAGAGCCACCUGCGCCAGCUGCGGCACAAGUACGGCAUCUCGUCCUUCAAGUUUGACGCGGGCGAGACCAGCUACCUGCCCAAGCAGUUCAGCACCUUCCGCCCGCUGUCGGACCCCAGCAUCUGGUCCCGGCGCUACACGGAGAUGGCCAUCCCCUUCUACGAGCUGGCCGAGGUGCGUGUGGGCUACCAGUCACAGAACAUCUCCUGCUUCUUCCGCAUCAUUGACCGCGACUCUGUCUGGGGCUACGAGCUGGGCCUCAAGUCCCUCAUCCCCACUGUCCUCACCAUCAGCAUGCUGGGCUACCCCUUCAUAUCUGCUGACAUGAUAGGAGGCAAUUUCUUCCCCAAUAAAACCAGUGGGGCGGUGGAGAUCCCCAACCGGGAGCUGUAUGUGCGCUGGCUGGAGCUGUCGGCCUUCAUGCCCUCCAUGCAGUUCUCCAUCCCGCCGUGGCUCUACGACAAGGAGGUGGUGGAGAUCGCCCAGAAGUUCACGCAGCUCCACGAGUCCCUGGUGGCCCCACUGCUGCUGGAGCUGGCGGGGGAGGUCACUGACACAGGCGACCCCAUCAUCCGCCCCAUCUGGUGGAUCUCGCCCCGUGACGAGGCCACUCACCGCAUCGACUCCCAGUUCCUCAUCGGGGACACCCUGAUGGUGGCUCCUGUGCUGGAGAUGGGCAAGCAGGAGCGCGAUGUCUACCUGCCAGCGGGCAAGUGGCGCAGCUACAAGGGGGAGCUCUUUGAGAAGACCCCGGUGCUGCUCACCGACUAUCCCGUUGACCUGGACGAAGUUGCCUAUUUCCUCUGGGUUUCCUAACAGGCUUCUUAAUCAGUUUUGGAAUAACCAUGCCUUACCUAGGACUUUCUAACAAAUAAUAACUCUAAUUGCACAUUUCAUUUGAGACUGGGGUGGAGAAAGGGAACUAAAUCGACUUCACUGUUGUUGGGGAUAAUUUUUUUUUUUUAUUUGGGGAUUGAUCUUAAUUUUUUUAAUUUGGGUCUGGUUGUAGGCUCUGAUUGGAUUAUAGUAGGCAGCAAUUUAUCUGUAUAGGUCAGAAAGGAGUUGUCAGUCUGUCUGCAGACACGUGGUAAACCUAUUACCUUUUCAGUUCUCAAGGAUUUCAAGAAUAGGAAGUUGCUUAGUG